CUCCUUUCAUCCACAAAAGAAAAAGAUUAGAAACCCCUAAUUUCUCUUCUCUCAACCCCUAAUUUCUCUUCUCUCUUCCUUUUCAAAAAGUUCUCAGAUCUCGUUUUCGUUUCAUGAAUGGCUCGUACUAAGCAGACCGCUCGUAAGUCCACCGGAGGUAAAGCUCCAAGGAAGCAACUCGCCACCAAGGCUGCAAGGAAAUCAGCACCAACAACUGGAGGUGUUAAGAAGCCACAUCGUUACCGUCCCGGAACUGUUGCUCUUCGUGAGAUCAGGAAAUACCAGAAGAGUACUGAGCUUUUGAUCAGGAAGUUGCCUUUCCAGAGGUUGGUUCGUGAGAUUGCUCAGGAUUUCAAGACAGAUCUUCGAUUCCAGAGUCACGCUGUUCUUGCUCUUCAAGAGGCUGCUGAAGCUUAUCUAGUUGGAUUGUUCGAGGAUACUAACUUGUGUGCAAUUCACGCUAAGAGAGUCACAAUCAUGCCUAAAGAUAUCCAGUUAGCAAGGCGUAUUCGUGGUGAAAGGGCUUAAGUUCUUUAAUUGUUCUGUCAAUUCACGCUAAGAGAGUCACAAUCAUGCCUAAAGAUAUCCAGUUAGCAAGGCGUAUUCGUGGUGAAAGGGCUUAAGUUCUUUAAUUGUUCUGUUUUCUAGGGUUUGAUUUUUUAGGGUUAUGGAGAAUUUGUUUUUGCUUUGUAAAUAAAGCAAUUUACUCUUAUCAAGACAAUCUUUCGUUUUAUGAAUUUUAAGAUGUAGUUUGUGGUAUGAAUUUUUCAUUAUAAUCAAUGAAAUCUAUUCAUUACUGAUAAUUUUUCUUUCA
Messenger RNA from Papaver somniferum (opium poppy), 814 nucleotides. Its product is annotated as histone H3.3. Gene Ontology annotation, cellular component: nucleosome. The transcript has 2 exons. The record is from RefSeq and is a predicted model, not a curated record. Gene Ontology annotation, molecular function: structural constituent of chromatin; protein heterodimerization activity; DNA binding. The coding region runs from base 118 to 528 and encodes 136 amino acids. Lineage: Eukaryota; Viridiplantae; Streptophyta; Magnoliopsida; Ranunculales; Papaveraceae.